Messenger RNA from Zasmidium cellare ATCC 36951, 351 nucleotides. RefSeq lists its product as uncharacterized. The record is from RefSeq and is a predicted model, not a curated record. NCBI's taxonomy places the organism in Eukaryota, Fungi, Ascomycota, Dothideomycetes, Mycosphaerellales, Mycosphaerellaceae. The coding region runs from base 1 to 351 and encodes 116 amino acids. The transcript has a single exon.
AUGACUUCGAACGUCUUCCAGAUCAACGAUAGGGCCGCGCAUGACGAAGUAGUCUCUCAGUCAAAAGAGCAUCCUACCGUUAUCAACGUCUCCAACUCCUCGCUGCCCAUCUGCAAGAAGUUCACCUUGGACUACUCCUCCUUGGCCGAAAGAUGGCAACCAAAGGGAAUCAAGUUCGCCCAGCUCGAGUUCUCCCGGGAUACCAGCAUGCUGUUCAAGUUCUCGCCUAAUCAACUGCCAGUAACGGUCCUGAGGGUUGGAGACAGAUGGUGUAAGACCGUCAUGGGCGCGAAUAUAAAGGGCCUUGAAGAUGCUCUCGGCGAGUUGUUGAGGGAGUCGAACCGGUCGUGA